Molecule: messenger RNA, 458 nt
Organism: Strongylus vulgaris
Lineage: Eukaryota; Metazoa; Nematoda; Chromadorea; Rhabditida; Strongylidae
Source: the annotation of a GenBank genome assembly
AUGGUGUGCCGAUUUAUCUGUCGGGCUCAUGUGGAAGGUCCUUUUAUCUCACCAGACAAGAAAGGAUGCCAUCCCAGAAAACACAUAAGAAACUUUGGCGAAGAUCCAGUGAAAACGCUCAAAGAGGUUUAUGGCAAUAUGGAGAACGUAUGCAUGGUGACAAUAGCACCAGAGUUAGAAGGCAGCGAAGCUGCUAUAAGAUACUUAGCUGAUAAGGGAAAGCUCGUAUCAUUGGGUCACUCAUCAGCUGGGCUUGUAGCGGGCGAGAAAGCAGUCGCUGCCGGAGCCAGAGCUAUAACACAUUUAUUUAAUGCCAUGAAUUCGUAUCAUCAUCGCGAUCCAUGUCUCAUUGGCUUGCUUACAUCAAAGAUGUUGGGAAAUCGUACGAUUCAUUACGGAAUUAUUUCUGAUGGUAUUCAUACGCAUGACUCAGCGCUAAGAUUAGCAUAUCGGUAAAU